CAGACCAGACCUGCCUGGUGAACUGAGUUCAAUUUCAACCCUGGUGAUUCCACUGCAGACGAAGCUGGCAGAGUAGAGCCUUCAUUUCCUCUCUAUGGCGGCCCACCAAACCCUGGCCUCAAAGAUCUUCAGUUUAUGCUGCUGGGACUGUGAGGAACCUGUCAUUGAAAGCACUAAGGUUCCAAACCAAGAGAUCCAGCCACCAAACUUCAAUUUGCUGAAGACUGAGAAGAAUGAGCUAUGCAAACAAAACCUCAAGGGAACUAAGGCACAGUCCUUUGCUGGCCAAGAAAAGAACUUCACCUCCGCCAGCAAUGAUUAUGAAGAGCUGACUGCAUACAAUAUACAAAAAGGAUACCCUAAAAAAAAUCUAAACCGCUACUACCAGGAACACUGGGCCUUCCAACCGUGCAUCAUCGGGAGACCCUGAGGGUUCUAGUGGCACCACACGGGCUCUGAGCUGUGCAGCUGCUGGAGGGUCUCCAUGAGGAUGAAGAAGGCAGUGGACAGGAGUCAUGAAGACUGAUUCAGAAACUCCACCGCAAGGAGGGAAGAGGUCUGAGCCAUCCCUGUGCCACCAGCAUGAGUCACCCCAGCUUCUGACAGCCAGGGAGGGGGGCUGCCUGCAAUUAAAGUCCUUGUUUGCAUCAGA
Messenger RNA from Rattus rattus (black rat), 652 nucleotides. It is a transcript of the gene Tex48, whose product is annotated as testis expressed 48. The transcript has 4 exons. The coding region runs from base 95 to 430 and encodes 111 amino acids. Lineage: Eukaryota; Metazoa; Chordata; Mammalia; Rodentia; Muridae. The record is from RefSeq and is a predicted model, not a curated record.